UUUGUUGCAACUUCCGGUUCCCGGGUUCAAGGUAGUGCAGCAAGUCGGAUCCACGUCGGGAUGUGGUUGAUGAAAGUGCCUAACACUGUAAUGACCAUCACAUGAUCAGCUGCAGGCGUGGAGAUCUGACAGUUACACGAUGAUAGAUGGCGGGCCUCAUUAAAGAGGAGAAUGAAGCAGACCUACAGGCUCAAGUAAGACCAAAGGCUUUCAGCACACGAGGGGCAGAUCAUGAUGGCAGCAGCUGCGGCACGCGGCGCUGCAGUGCAGGCGGCAGACGCUGCAGGUCUGCGCUCCUCAUCCAUGCAGGAAGAGCUGCAGGGCAGACACAGACAACAAACAUGGAGAUUGAAGAGGUUGAGGCUUUGUCUUCUAUCUACGGCGAUGAAUGGUGUGUGAUAGAUGAAGCAUCCAGAAUAUUUUGCAUAAAAAUAUCCAGUGAUUUGGAGGAGCCAAAACUGACGGCGUGUUUACAGAUUAUUCUACCUUCUGAUUAUCCAAGUGCGGCUCCACCCAUCUACCAGAUCAAUGCAGCAUGGUUGCGAGGCCCUGAGAGGGUCAAAUUGGCAAACAGCCUGGAAGACAUCUAUGUGGAGCAUCCUGGGGAGAGCAUCCUCUACCUUUGGGUGGAAAGAGUCAGAGAGUUUCUUGUGGAGAAGUCCCAAUGCUCAGGAGCAGAACAUCCUGGAAAAGACAGCACAUCAGCUGAGGAGGGAGUAGAUGAUGAUGAUGAUGAAGAGUACCUCUCAGAUUUCAUGGCUCUCAAACUGAACACGGAAAAUGCACAUCUCUUCAUGGAUCCGGGACACGACGAAGAAUUGCCUCUGAUAAAACAUGGAAACCCCGUGACAGACAGACGCAGCACCUUCCAGCCUCAUUUGGCCCUCGUGGUCUCACCCAGACAGGUGAAAAUGGUCCUGGAGAAGCUUUAUAUGAAUAAGAAGAUUGCCAGUGCCACUCAUAAUAUUUAUGCAUACAGGAUCUACUGCGAGGACAAGAACAGCUUCCUGCAGGACUGUGAGGACGACGGCGAGACGGCUGCGGGGGGGAGAUUGCUCCAUUUACUGCAGAUUCUGGACGUACGCAAUGUCAUGGUUGUUGUGUCCCGCUGGUAUGGAGGCAUUUUGCUGGGCCCUGACCGCUUCAAGCACAUCAACAACUGCGCUAGAAACAUCCUGGUGGAGGAGGGCUACAUUGCUUCAGUGAAUGAGGCUGCCAAAUCAGGAGCAAAGACCAAAAGAGCAAAAAGCAGAAAGACUAAAUGAAACGGGAUCAGAUUCAGAAGGACUUUGGUCUCAUUUGGAUUUACCUUAAACAGAUGGACGGAAGCAUUGCAUGUUUACAGAGCUAAAGCCUUCAUUAAAACAGACUCUGGCAUCAACAAA
Oryzias latipes (Japanese medaka) is the source of this 1385-nucleotide messenger RNA. It is a transcript of the gene impact, whose product is annotated as impact RWD domain protein. Gene Ontology annotation, biological process: regulation of translational initiation; GCN2-mediated signaling. Lineage: Eukaryota; Metazoa; Chordata; Actinopteri; Beloniformes; Adrianichthyidae. Gene Ontology annotation, molecular function: protein binding. Gene Ontology annotation, cellular component: cytoplasm. The record is from RefSeq and is a predicted model, not a curated record.